This is a messenger RNA of Sinocyclocheilus grahami, 987 nucleotides long. RefSeq names its product transmembrane protein 8A-like. NCBI's taxonomy places the organism in Eukaryota, Metazoa, Chordata, Actinopteri, Cypriniformes, Cyprinidae. The coding region runs from base 73 to 987 and encodes 304 amino acids. The record is from RefSeq and is a predicted model, not a curated record. The transcript has 6 exons. Gene Ontology annotation, cellular component: membrane.
AAAAUGUGGACAAGCGUAGCGAUAUAAAAAUCGCGUCCGUGCCGUCGGGGCGUAAACAGUCAGUUUAUCACGAUGUGGUGGCUGGAAGGGUUUAGGUCGGGGAUGGCCCGCCUGGAGAUCCUGUUGCUUGUUUACACCUUGCUCUGCUCUCUCGGAGAUUGCCUGUUUGUAACUGACUAUUUCACCCGGACACCUCGCAAGCUCAACGCCUACCGCUCUUUUGCCAGCGUGGAGCUGUUCCACUUCAACGUGCCUGAAGACACCGUGGUGGCUGUUUGGAACCUCAUCACCUUCAAGGAGCAAGGGGGCACCUUCGGAGACAGCUGCCCAGACCGCAAUGUGACAGUGUACUUCAGGUCAGGAGCUCCACCUGUAAUCAACCCCCUCCAGACACAUUUUCCAAAGGACACCAUUGUACCAGGCUCCUUCGCUGUCACUUUGACAUGGACGCUGCCCAACCGCACCACGGGGGUUUUCAAUGUCACCAGCCCCCUCCCAGGAGACUGGUUCCUGGCUGCACACUUACCAAAGGAUGAGGGGAAGAUCUCUGUCAAGGGUCUUCACGAGGAAUGUCAGUACCUCUUUCAACCUCAGCUCAUUGUUCAGAGGCUCAUUGGGAUUUCAGUGCUGUAUCCUGGUUACUUCAUUGACCAGAUGAUUCCUCUUCACAAUAGAUCUGUACUCUACAAAGUGUUCAUCCCAAACUACAUCUCUCGGGUGAAGGUACAGCUUGUGGACUGCAAUACAAAGAACAGAAGCGGGGAGAGCUGCCCGGUUCUGCUGAAGAUCCGCUCAAGGGCCCCGCCGGUGCAUAACUCCAGCGCUAUGGACUGCAGAGAGAAUGUUCCCUGUGAGCUGGAGGUCCCGCUGCCAUGCUGGGAGCAGUGGUACUAUAUUUUGGUGGAGCGUUACCUCAGUAGCUCAGAUGUCUACUUUCGUAUUGGCAUUCAGGUUAAAGGGCUUUUCAAAGCCUUUAGCUCUGUAUGA